AGAGAUUAUUCGAUAGAAAUGGAGACAGCUGCCCUUGUAGCUCCAAUAACAUGUUUGGAGUUCUUUAAGGAAGAGUUCUUGUUUACAGGUGAGGGUCCAGUCUUGUCAGUGUACAGUCUCCAGCCUCACCCUAAAGCUUGCACCUCGCUGAGUGUCCUGCAGCACAACAGAAUCCACGGGAUCAGACAGAGAAGUCAGGACACUUUGUCAACACUGAGCUCUGCCACAGCAGGGUGCCAUCAAAGGGAACAGGAGCUUGAAUACGUUAUUUUCUUUCACAAAUUAACAGACUGUCCUUUUUACUGUCGAUCCCCAGGACAGAGCUCCACCCCAGAGCUCAGCCUCCAUGACCUGGCCAUAUUUGGAGGUAAAGCUGUGGGGCUGGUGAGGUUCCAUGUGGACUGUGAGGAUGUGAAGCAUCUGCGUUUGGAGACCCUGGGUCCCCUCCUGGAGCUGCCCGAUUGGAUCCUGGAUGCCCGCUGGCUCUCUGGACAUAAACAGUCGCUCAUUUGUGUGGCUGUAGCUCACAAUGGCGUCCUCCUCCUGGAUGCCGUCAGAGGAGAGGUGGUGCUUCAGUGCUCCUGCCUGGAGGGUUGUUUACUGUAUUCUGCACUACUUCUGGUACACCAAUCCUGGGCGGAUACCGUCUUAAUCGGAGGGACUGUUUUCAACCAGCUGGUCAUCUGGAAACCCAGCGGAGAAGAUGACAGCAGAGUUUUGGGGCACAAAGCCCCAGUGAAGCGCCGUCUGUUGGGUCACACUGGCGUCAUCUUCAGCAUCUCUUACCUCCAGGAGAACGGUUACCUGGCUUCAGCCUCUGAUGACCGCAGCGUGCGGGUGUGGGGCGUCGGUGUGUUAGGCGGUCCGGGUGGGAAAUGUGGAGACUUGAACCCGACCUGCUUAAGAGUUCUCUAUGGUCACCAAGCCAGAGUGUUCUCGGUGCAUCUCUCCCCAGGGAGAGUGUUCAGUGCUGGGGAAGAUGGCACCUGUUUGGUGUGGGACUUGGCUGGAGAAGGGAAGGUGGUCUGCGUGCUGAAAGGCCACCGAGCGGGGGGGGUCCGCGCUCUGGCGGUCAGCGAGGGACCGGGAGGUGCCCGGAGAUGGGUGGCUACGGGAGGGGCGGACGGAGGGGUGAGGCUGUGGAAGGUGGAUGGCAGCGAUGAUGAGAACUCAGGGACAGCAGGGACGGAGAAGCUGACAGACCUGAAGUUCCCCGCUUACGGCUUGCCUAAAGUAGUUUGCGCGGCAGGACAAGAGGCUGAACGCACAAGCUGGAGCCAGUUCCUGGUUUGCACCGACCUAGGGGUUGUAUGCCAGUACAAUGACGGAAAGUGGGAGAAAUUGUGGCAGGGAUCUGAUGACUUUAGUUCCUAUGUUGUGAUGGACACAAUAGCUGUCAAUGUGAAGGACUCGGCCACCACAGUUACUCUGUGUGCUGUGGGAAACCUCUGUGGGUCCUUACAGAUCCUGCCCACCGCUCAGCCUUCAUCCGGUGUCCGUCUUUCCGGCGGAUCAGGGAAGAUCCACAGCCUGAUUUGGCUAAGAGGAAAAGAAAGCGUGUAUCUGCUGGCGUCGGGUGCUGAAGGGCUUGCGUAUCGCUGGCGCGUCAAAGUAGAAAUAAAUGAAGACUCUCGCCCGGUUUUACAUGUGAAGGCUCUCCCGCCCCUCCUCCUGCCUCACUGCGCUAAUCGCUGGCUCACCGCAGCAGUUCGCCUCCGGCCCGCUCCCGGGGAGGUGCUGUGGGUGUGCGGGGACCGGAGAGGGUCCCUGCUUCUGUUUCAGGAGGAAAAAAAGACCUCGGACGUCGAGGAAACGAAUAAACGAGCUGCAGACGCACAGGAGGAGACGGGAGAAAGCAGAGAAACGCUGCAGGCGCGCAGCGUUCUGUUUGGAGCGCACGACAAACAGGGCGUCACCUCAGUCCGCGAGUUCAGGGGGCUGCUCUACAGCACCGGCAAGGACGGACACGUGAGGGUUUUCCGAGUGCGUCGAACAGGGCGAGACGAAAGCGAAAAGAUCGGACCACAUGGAACAGGAGAGAGUGUGAGGACGAGCGAGGGGCCGCAGCUGGAGGUUCUCAGAGUGCAGCGGGCCUGCAAGGGAAUGGAGUGGCUGGAGGGGGUUCUGUUCCUACAGUCUGAAGUUCCACAGGAGCAGGAGGACGAUGCUGUGCAGCGGUGCGAGAGUCCAGAGGAGAGAAACCAUAACCUGGCAGAGACGUUUGAGGUGGCAGGGGAGAAUUUCAAAGGAAGGGAAGCUCGAUUCGUCAUUGUGGGCUUCCACGCAGCCCACUUCGUGGUCUGGGACCCGCUGAGGCAGGAGAGACUGCUGGCCGUGCCCUGUGGCGGGGGGCAUCGCUCUUGGAGUCUUUGGCCAUCGCACACGGGGCUUUGGCCCGGAUACGGAGCUUUGGUCUUCAUCAAGCAGGGGGCAGUCCUGACCUCGCAACCCCCCGGGGAGGCGCCGGGCCGGGGCGGGAAAUCGGGAAGGAGCGGAGGGUGGGGUUUGCGAGAGGGCGUCCACGGGAGGGGGAUCUGGUGUGUGUCCAGGCUGGGGAGGAUAGGGGAGUCAGGAAAUGAUAUUCUAUCAAAGCCCGCCGAAGGUAAAACCCAAAAUGUCUGCGGCGAGAGCCAAAAAGGCCACUGGGAGAUCGUUGUGACGGGGGGAGAGGACACUAGCUUGGCCGUCCUGGCGCUGCAGCCAGUUUCCGGGAUUGUCAAGGUUCUCUCGGUCAUCACCGACCACAUUUCGGGCGUCCGCUCGCUGGCGGCCGUCCCACGUCCAGCGGGAGGGAGCGACCGGCCGUCUCUCUCCGCCCUGCUGGUGUCAGCCGGCGGCCGCGCGCAGAUCCAGUGCUACCGGCUGUGGGUCGGCUGGGACAGGCGGACGCUGGCGCCCUCCUGUCAGGUGAUCCAGGUGGCCAGCCACCGAUUAGAUGAGCGGUGGGAAAAGAAGCGGAACCGACACAAGACCGUGAAAAUGGACCCGGAAACGAGGCAGUUCUCUUGUGUUUUUAGGUAUGUUUCUGUGGCAGUGGUUGAGGACACGGGUGACUGCGUCAUUCUGGCUUUGGCCUGCAGCGACGGGGCCGUCAGGUUGUUCUCCGUCAGUGAAGUCAGAAAUCAAAUUGAUUUGUUGUGGGAAACGUUUUACCACCAGCGCUGUGUGCUCAGUGUGGCCACCUGCAGCCUGAAUGAUGACAGUGGCAACAGGUAUAGGCUGCUGUUCAGUGCUGCUACAGAUGGGAAAAUCACAGUGUGGCAUUUGACUGGAGCUCCAUCCCCAUCCGCUGAUGAUGUGAGUGGUUCCACAGCCCCUCCAGUCCCCAGUCUUGACAUUCCCGCCCACCAGAGCGGCAUCAACUCAUUGGCUGUUUGGGAAGAGAAACGGGGACAACAAGAGGGCGGUUGCCUGGUAACCGUUGCUAGCGGAGGGGAUGAUGGGCAGCUGACGGUGUCCACAAUAAAGGUGCAGUAUCCUCUUCCUCAGCCUUGUGGCACUCACGAUUUACCACAAGCCCGGCCGCUUGGGGUCGAGCUUCAGUCCCAGACGCACGUCCCUCUGGCUCAUGCUGCCCCCCUCACCGCCCUGAAGCCGCUGAGCCCAGGGCUGUUGGUCUCCACCUCCUCAGAUCAAAGGGUCUGCCUGUGGAGGGUCAGCAGUACCGGGAUCAGUCACAGCGGGGUGCUGUGCUCCCACGUAGCCGACGCUGCCGGGCUGGCAGUGUGGGAGGGGGAGGGGGAGGGGGGCAGCCAAAAGGAGGGGACAGCAUUAGAGCAGGUAAACAAAGUGCGUGGGGGAAUAGGGAGUCUGACACCAUUAACGACAGAGAGUGAGAUAACAGGGGGAGGGCCAGUGGGUGAGGUUCAGAAAGCGCCCGAAGCGUCCGAGGGCAGAGAACCCACCGUAGCGGUGAGUGAGAGAGGUGACCCACUUUGCGAGACCGGGGAUGGCACCGGUAAUCCAAUAGAUCAAGCGGGGCGCCGCGGUGGGGGAGAGGCAGUGAGCGAGGCCAACGGCAAGACGGGUCAGAGGGCUUCCUGUGAGAGCGGGCGAAAAGGGCCGGAGGUGGGAUGGGUGCUCGUCUGCGGCCAGGGCCUCCAGCUCCUACAAGUCAGAAUUCCACAGAUGGACGGAAAGAUGUGGAGAGAGAAAAGAGAGAAAGAAAACCUGCGACUUCAAGUGACUGUUCAAAAUCAGGCAGUUGGCACAGGACCAAAUGAAUGA
Messenger RNA from Menidia menidia (Atlantic silverside), 4227 nucleotides. NCBI's taxonomy places the organism in Eukaryota, Metazoa, Chordata, Actinopteri, Atheriniformes, Atherinopsidae. The record is from the annotation of a GenBank genome assembly.